Aspergillus udagawae is the source of this 1359-nucleotide messenger RNA. Its product is annotated as universal stress protein. The transcript is spliced from 3 exons. NCBI's taxonomy places the organism in Eukaryota, Fungi, Ascomycota, Eurotiomycetes, Eurotiales, Aspergillaceae. Bases 1 to 1359 code for a protein of 452 amino acids. The record is from RefSeq and is a predicted model, not a curated record.
AUGCAGUCCUCCUUCUCCCCCAGACAUUCGUUCGACGACACCGGACGUGAGUCCUCCUCGCCAAGGUGCGCCUCCCCUGCGGGCGAUGAUCCCCGGCGCAAGUCCAUCCAGUUUCAUAUCGGGGGAGUCGAAGCGCAGUCUCCUGUCCGUCGGUCUUCAAGCGUUAAAGUCCAGAAACGAUCGCAGAUCGAGGUGCCGGAGAAGGAUCAGAAAAGUGGCUCUGUUAGUCGAGGCCUUUCUCCGCCUCCGCCGCAAACCUACGAGCGCGGUGUGUCCUUUGAUACGUUCGAUAACCCCGACGCGGCGGACUUCUCGUUGACUUUGAACUACAAACAUAAAGGCUAUCAGUGUACUCGUCGCAGUCGGACUUUUCUCUGUGGCACUGAUCAGAAUGAUUACUCCGAUUUUGCCCUGGAGUGGCUGAUCGAUGAGUUGGUCGACGAUGGCGAUGAAAUCGUCUGUCUGCGAGCCGUUGAAAAGGAUUCUGGUCUCGCGAGCGAUGCCGAAAUCGAGGCUGGAAAGUACAGGAAGGAGGCUGAGAGGCUGUUCGAGCAGGUCAUACAGAAGAACAGCCAGGACGAAAAGGCCAUCAGCUUGGUUCUAGAAUUGGCGGUUGGUAGGGUUCAGGACAUUAUUCAGCGAAUGAUCAGGAUCUACGAACCUGCGCUGUUGAUCGUGGGAACGCGCGGCCGUAAACUUGGAGGCGUGCAAGGCUUGCUGCCAGGUUCUGUCUCCAAGUAUUGCUUGCAGCAGUCGCCCAUCCCGGUCAUUGUCGUCCGCCCCUCCACCAAGCGAGAAAAGAAAAAGAAAAAGCGGCAGGCGGAUCCUACCAGGCGCAGCUACAAUCAGAUCCUUGAGCAGAGUUCGCGUCGGGGUAGCCGCAUCUUUGAUGCGAGCUCGAGUACCGACAGCAACAUCUCUAGACUGCCCGACGAAGAGGCCGCGGUUGCGGCAGCUUUGGGGCUCCCUCCCUCAUAUACCAAUUCUCGGAGCUCUCUUUCCAUGUCGGAGAGAAGCAGCGUCAGUCAGGAGGAACCAGUGUCGCCCAAUUGGGGCUCUUUGAGCGUCACCGCCAAAAAUCGUCUUGCGGAGAGCGCAGAGACCACGGAAGACGAAGGCGACUCCGAUGAUGAUAAUCCCGCUCCCCGGUCAGGUCAUCACAUCGAGGAUGUGUCGCCGAGGCACAAGGCUGCGGAUGACGAUCAGGAUGUUGCCAAGGACGGCGACAUGUCACCGGACACUCAUACACAGACCACAACGAUGAAUGCUCCACCUCUCGAAUCACUAAAGGUCAAUAUUCCAGUUAUUGUGACUGAGGAUAUUUCGACCUAUCAAAAAGAUGAAGGCAAGGAUGAAUGA